ACUUGAUUGUUGACUGUGUAGGUGACCUUUUAAAAAAAAAAUAUAUAUAUAUUAUUUUAUUUUUUUGAUCGGAAAUGUGGACUUUGUGUCUUCUCUGCGUCUGUUUAUCACGGUCGUCGUGCCGUGACGCAGAAACAGCUGUUAACGUUGCGGCUGAAGGCAGAGCAGAGCUGCGGAGGGUUCGGAAUCUUGCGGCCCAACCGCGCUAUGGUGAAUGUUGGUCUAAUGCGCUGGAGAACAUCGACGCGCGUUGCAGAGACUUCACAGUUGACAUACAGAGUAGGAUUGCCCUACUUUUCACCCACUGUCACCUGCGCAAAUCUGGCCGUCCAUUCCCAGCAUGUCCAGAGGACAGCGAGGUCAGUAGCUGUACUAAAACCAUGGAUCCUGUGGCCUUCAACGCCUACACGGAAUUCUUCACCCACGCCCACAGCAUCUGUCGACACCUGCAGAGCGAGAGCUGGCAACACCAGGCUGAGAACACCAUCCACAGGUGCAGUGGUAGGCUAACAGAGAGCUCAGCGGGGGUGGUGGAGCAAUUGUCCUCUACCCAGCGUAUGGCUGAGAGCCUAGUGGAGGCCCAGAGUGUCGCCCUCAAAUCACAGGAGACGAUCAUACGCAACGGAGAGGAACUCAAACACACUCUCCACCAUUCUACCCAAGGCAUCAGAGCAGUAUUUGAUGAGAUGAGACUGUCAGCCCAGGAGCAGCAGGUAGCAUUCUCGGAGAUCUUCAACCGUGUUGCUUUCCUCCAGAGUUUCAUCAUGUCAGAGUCUCACACCUUCACCAGUCUACUCUACAACUCACUGGGGUUCCUCGCUGCCUUCUUCCUCACCGCUACACAGCGGACUGCUCCAGCCAGGUUUGUUCUGUUUGGUCUGGUAGUGCUGAACGUGUACCUGGAGAGGAUGCUCUGUAGAGCUGUGCUAGACUCCUCUGAACCAGGCUACCAGCAGAUGGAACAAAUCAGCCUGUUGGUGAGCCUCCUCAGAAGGGCCAUGGUCCUAGUGGGUCUAUUGGCUCUGGUCUACGUUGCUGUACGGUAUCGUAACGUCACCAAAGAGAGCCUGGAGAUUCUCACCCAACUCAAAGAGACUCGUACAAGUCUUGAGCUGGCCCUGCAGAAAGCGGAGUGUCUCUCUGAGGCGGUGGACAGGAGGAGCAGUGGAGCAAGAGGUCGAAGGUCAGAACAACAACCCAGUAGAAGGAGGGAGAAUAAGGAAGAAAACAAUAGCACUUCAGAUUUCACAUCAGAGAAACCCUACAUGACUCACACCUAUGAUGGCUGGCAGUAUGACAGCAGUUACAGCACCCCUGGAGGAGAGGAGACCUCGACCCCGAACCAGUGUACCCUACCCAGACCUCAGCGUCGCUCCUCUGUCUCUAGACGUGCUCCGUCCUCCCCUUUGGUCUACAGUAUACAGGUGGAGGAUAAGCAGACACGCUACAAUCUGAGGAACCGGAGGUCUUCCGUGUCAGGCCUGGGGACAGAGAGACAGACAGAGGGACUGACACAAACCGACUGACGGAGAUCAAAGUGUACCCAAACACGCUUCAGCCUUGGCUAAAGGAAUACUUUUAUGGACUGAGAUGAUUCGUGUUUCAACCUGUCUGGAUCAUAGCAGUGAAGCGGCUGAUCCCACGAUACAUUUUCAUGACCAUGAAUAUCACUGGUUUUCAGGAAUGUAAUAAUGCAAAACUGUCUCAAUCUUGUGUAUUUUAAGUAAAUAAAGCUUUUAA
Molecule: messenger RNA, 1740 nt
Organism: Salmo salar (Atlantic salmon)
Lineage: Eukaryota; Metazoa; Chordata; Actinopteri; Salmoniformes; Salmonidae
Source: RefSeq, a predicted model, not a curated record